This is a messenger RNA of Artibeus jamaicensis (Jamaican fruit-eating bat), 8625 nucleotides long. It is a transcript of the gene SLC25A30, whose product is annotated as solute carrier family 25 member 30. Gene Ontology annotation, cellular component: mitochondrial membrane. Gene Ontology annotation, biological process: mitochondrial transport. The coding region runs from base 433 to 1308 and encodes 291 amino acids. The transcript has 11 exons. NCBI's taxonomy places the organism in Eukaryota, Metazoa, Chordata, Mammalia, Chiroptera, Phyllostomidae. The record is from RefSeq and is a predicted model, not a curated record.
CACCCUGGGUGGGGCUUAGUUGAAGUCUCUAAAAGCUUCCGCCCCAUCCGGCACGCAACGCAGGCUCCCAUACCUUUUUGGGAGUGGAAAUGUCGUGUUUCGAGCUUACUUGCACUCUCCUGUUGUCGGGGCACUUUACAUUUACGGAGGGCCAGGUCCUGGAGGCCUUGGAGACCACGAGGAUAAGGGCAAGAGUGGGCCAUCUUGAAUCCAUCAACUCCCAUUUUAAGUUUAUUCAUUAGAAGCAGCCAUGGGUCCUGUGAGGUGGACCAAGGUGUGGGUACUGCUGAGCCACUGCCAGAGCCAACACAUUGGAGAUAUAGUCACCACAGUCUCUCUCCUCCAGUCAAGAACAAGCAAGCUGAUGAAUCAGGAAAAAUCCUGUUGGUGGCCCUAUUUCUGUGAACCAAAGGAGAAGGGACACUGGUGAGAAUGUCAGCUCUCAAUUGGAAGCCUUUUGUGUAUGGGGGUUUGGCCUCCAUUACAGCUGAAUGCGGUACAUUUCCAAUUGAUUUAACCAAGACACGGCUCCAGAUUCAAGGCCAGACGAAUGAUGGAAACUUUAAAGAAAUUAGGUACCGAGGAAUGUUGCACGCGUUAGUGAGGAUAGGCAGGGAAGAAGGCCUGAAGGCUUUGUAUUCUGGAAUUGCCCCUGCGAUGUUACGCCAAGCUUCCUAUGGCACCAUCAAGAUAGGUACCUACCAGAGCUUGAAGCGAUUAUUUGUUGAACGCCCAGAAGAUGAAAACCUUCUGAUAAAUGUGGUAUGUGGAAUUCUCUCUGGAGUCAUAUCCUCAGCCAUUGCCAAUCCAACUGAUGUUUUGAAAAUACGGAUGCAAGCACAAAGCAACACCAUUCAAGGAGGAAUGAUAGACAACUUCAUUAACAUUUACCAGCAAGAGGGAACGAGAGGACUGUGGAAGGGUGUAUCCCUUACUGCUCAGAGGGCUGCUAUUGUUGUUGGUGUGGAGCUACCAGUCUAUGACCUCACCAAGAAGCAUCUCAUUCUCUCAGGCCUGAUGGGAGACACUGUGUAUACUCACUUCCUCUCAAGCUUCACCUGUGGCCUAGCAGGAGCCCUGGCUUCCAACCCUGUGGAUGUUGUGAGAACACGGAUGAUGAAUCAGAGAGUCCUUCGUGAUGGCAGAUGCUCUGGGAAAAUAGGUACCCUGGAUUGCUUGUUACAGACAUGGAAGAAUGAAGGUUUUUUUGCUCUAUAUAAAGGGUUUUGGCCGAAUUGGUUGAGACUUGGUCCUUGGAAUAUCAUUUUCUUUGUAACAUACGAACAGUUGAAGAAAUUGGAUUUAUGACAAGUCAAGGCUACAUGACACAUCCCUUUGAAAAAUGCUAAUUUCUACAACAGUAAAGCUUCCUGUGUUUCACACUGCUUCUCAUUGCCUGGCUCGUCACAGAUUCUGAGGUGUGAGCAACAGAUGAAGACUGGGUUAGUUCAGACUGCUGUGUGUUGGUGUCAGACACUCUGUGUUGAAUCUUUAAUGACAUAAACACUAGUCCUUACCAUCAAAGUGCCCUUUGACAUCAAAAAUGACACGAAAUGCAUGUUAUUUAUUAAAGAAAACUUGUAAGAAGAUCAGGAACCAUAUACUGUUUUCUUCAAGGGAGAGUUACACCUGCUGCAUCUCAGGUCAUAGCCAAGAGUACCAGACUCUAAAGAAAACUCACUGGAACAUGGAAUAGAGCCUCCAAGAGUGUAUUAUUGUUCUGGAACUUGGGGGAUUUUGCUUCUUGUCAGCUGAAGAAAUUUUAUGCGUGGAGACCUGGACUUUUCAACCCUAGGAAUAAAUAGUGCAGGAAAUAGAUCCCUGCUUUAUAACUGCUUUAUUGCACUGCUUUAUAACUUCCUAUCUGGCAGGAUUUUUCAUUUACAAUAAGUGAUGUUAAGCCUUUGGAGACCUGACCUUUGUGAGGAAUUAUUACAAAGUAUUAAUAUCUAAACUCAUGAUGGUGUGAUAUGUUGGCUAUGAAGGUGGCAAGGUCUGUGUUGAUGGGAGGUGUUUCAAGCAGCUUGGGUUCUGUCUUAGGUCAUGCUAGUAAUUUGCUCUAUGAUUUUUAGCAGAGUUUAUUUCCCAAUCUGGAAAUGGAGAUAAUAACAGCUAUGGAAGUUGAAGGUCAAAUGAAGAAAAUUUUAGUUGUUGCUACUUGUUUGGUAAGGGUGUUUGCCUUAUGCUCUCAUACAACUGUCAUCCAAGAAGAAACAUUCUGUGUGAAUGAAAGAGUUGUUGUGUCAUGACUACUCAUCAGAAUUCAGAGUGAAGCCCUUUGUUAAAGACCUGUGAGAAAGAGAGCACUGUAUACGAUAAGGUUUUAUUAUAUUUUCCUCAGUAGAAUGUUUCAAGGGAAUCAAAGAGUGAAAGUCCAGUUUUCUCUGGUACUCUCUAGAUGUGACUCUGGAGAGCUAAACUCAUUUAGACCUUACUCCUGGAACUGAACCAUAUCUUCAUAAAGAGGAAAUUUUUUUUCUUCUUACCAAAACAUUCCAUGAUGUGAUAAGGGCUUUCUAUAGAAAGGCUUUCACUUUUGAGUUCCUUGAGUUUAAAGAAUUACUUCUUAUGAACCACUCUUUUUUUUAAAAUAUAUUUUAUUGAUUAUGCCAUUACAUUUGUCCCAUUUGCCCCCUUCAUUCCCCUCCACCCUGCAUACCCCUCCCCCAUUCUCCCCCUUUAGUUCAUGUCCAUGUGUCACAAGUUCUUUAGCUUCUACAUUUUCCAUAUUAUUCUUGCCCUCCCCCCUAUCUAUUUUCUACCUCUCAUCUAUGCUAUUUAUUCUCUGUACCUUCUCCCCACUUCUCCUCCUCCCACUCCCCUGUUGUUAACCCUCCUUAUGAUCUCCUUUUCUAGGUUCUGCUCCUGAUCUAGUUGUCUGCUUAGUUUGAUUUUGUUUUAGGUGUGGUUGUUAAUAACUGUGAGUUUGUUGUCCUUUCACUGUUCAUGUUUCUUUAACUUCUUUUUCUUCGAUAAGUCCCUUUAACAUUUCAUAUAAUAAGGGCUUGGUGAUGAUGAACUCCUUGAAGUUGAUCUUAUCUGAGAAGCACUUUAUCUGUCCUUCCAUUCUAAAUGAGAGCUUUGCUGGAUAGAGCAAUCUAGGAUGUAGGUCAUUGCCAUUUAUGACUUGUAAUACUUCUUUCCAGCCCCUUCUUGCCUGCAAGAUCUCUUUUGAGAAAUGAGCUGACAGUCUGAUGGGAACUCCUUUGUAGGUCUCCUUAUCUCUUGCUGCUUCUAGGAUCCUCUUCUUCAUUUUAAUCUUGAGUAAUGUACUUAUGUGCGUUGGUGUGUUCCUCGUUGGGUCCAACUUCUUUGGGACUCUCUGAGCUUCCUGGACUUCCUGGAAGUCUAUUUCUUUUGCCAGAUUGGGGAAGUUCUCCUUUAUUAUUUGUUCAAAUAAGUUUUCAAUUUCUUGCUCUUCCUCUUCCCCUUCUCAUACCCCUAUGAUUUGGAUGCUGGAAUGUUCAAAGAUGUCCUGGAGGUUCCUAAGCCUCUCCUCAUUGUUUAGAAUUCUUGUUUCUUCAUUCUUUUCUGUUUGGUCAUUUCUUCCUUCCUUCUGGUCCACUCCAUUGAUUUGAGUCCCAGAUUUUUUUCCAUCACUAUUGGUUCUCUGUGCAGUUUGCUUUAUUUCACUUAGUGUAGCCUUCAUUAUUUCAUCUAAUUUGUGACUAAAAUCCACCAGUUCAGUGAGCAUCCUGAUUACCGGUGUUUUGAACUGUGCAUCUGAUAGGUUGGCUAUCUCUUGGUCACUUAGAAGUAUUGGGUCUAGGUCUGGGGCUUUGAGCUGUUCUUCUGUUUGAGCCAUAAUGUUUUAGUCUGUUCGCGCCUGUUAAGUAUGAGGGGCGAAAGCAAGCUUAGAUGUUCACCAGGGUGAGUCAGCCCAGUUGCUGGGUUGUGACUGGGGGUGGGGUUAGAGGGGGAGCUAUGGCGUUUUUUUCCGCUCUCUCUCAGAUUUCGGUCUCCUCUGCUGCUUCCCACAAGCAAAUUGGGCCCUUCUGGUGCUCGGUCCCCGGGUGGGUGGCCUUGUGUUCAUUCUAGGACCCUGUAGAUCUCUGCAACGAACUCUCCUGUGAGGCUAGGAGUCUCUCCUGGCACCCGGAAAGUUUUUCCAGUAGGUGCUUUUAGGCUUUAUUUCCUGUUGCUGGGCCCCAGUCAGUGCUUUUAGGCUUUAUUUCCAGUUGCUGGGGCCCUGCCUGUGUGGUCUGUCUCACUGACCGUUUUUAAACCUGCCUGGUUUCUCUGCAUGCAAAUGUGUGUCCACGGUCAGUCAGCCAGCCAGCCACCUGGCGAGCCUUACUGGGUUUUCCUCUGCGCCUGCCCGGGUCGCCAAUUACCACCUCCUCCUGCUGGGACCCCUCUCCAUCACCGCAGGCUUUGCCUCUCUUACCGGUCUGGAUGAAUAGGUUUAUUGUUGUCUGAUUUUGGUACAGUUUACUUUUCUGUCUGGUUGUGUUUUUGUUUCUAAAUCUUUGUUGUCUUUAAAUUUGGUUAUGUGAGGAGGCACAACGUUUCCACCUAUGCCUCCAUCUUGGCCCUGAACCACUCUUUUUUUAAAUGUAGAAAACAUUUUAUUUUUUAAGUGUACAUAUCAUUUCUAAAAGUAAAUGUCAUGUAAUAUUCAUUAUAUCAAUUUAUUAAAAUUAUAUACCUGUUCAUACCAAAAUGAAAAGAAAUUCAGACCUCAGUCUGAGUAUGUUUUUAAGACAAAAAUGCAGUAUUUCUUUAAAUACAUUAUAAAACAGGUAUCUUAAUGUGGUUUUUUUUUUCUUUGUGAAAGAGCAGUUGUUAAACCUUCUGACCAAGAAAGACCUUAAUGACCUGAGAGAGUUGGUCCUCUGGUUUUGGGGGAUGUGGCUGCAUGUGUCUUGUACCCUUGGAUAUUGCUUAGGGAAAAGGAUUUUUAGCUUUUAUAACCAAAAUGAAAAAAAAUGGAUUUUUUUGUUUGCUUAUGGAUUUCUAUAAUGAUUAAUGCUAAAUGUUGCUGAUCUGUAAUAUAAAAAUGUUUUCUGUUCUCUGUAUUUAUUCUUGGGCUAGAAAUAAUAUAUAUCUUAGAAAUAGUCUUAGAAAGACUAUAAAGUUUUUAAGCCUUUAUAGUUAAACCUCUUUAUUUAAACAUUGUUGGACUGUGUAGCACCUUGAUUCAUUAUUUAAUAAACUGGAAUAAUAUAUAAUUAUAAAAAUGAUUUGUGGUUAUUUCAGAUAAGUAGGAACUUUUUUAGUUUUAUUUUUAAAAUAUUUUAUUUAUUUAUUUUUAGACAGAGGGGAAGGGAAGGAGAAAGAGAGAGAGAGAAACAUCAGUGUGUGGUUGCCUCUUGUGCAUCCCCUCCUGCGGAGCUGGCCUGUAACCCAGGCAUGUGCUCUGACUGGGAAUGGAACUGGCAACCCUUUGGUGCACAGGCUGGUACUCAAUCCACUGAGCCACACCAUUUAAACUAAGGUACUCACCAGAGAGUCCAGAUCACUGGAGUAGAAGUAGCUUUGGUGAAAGUGGUUGCAGAGGUUUCUCUCUGCCUAGAGAAUUUGUUGGGAUCAUCUUAUUGCCUGGGUACCUGUGUGACUUCCCAUUAUUGAAAAUAUUCUGUGACUCAGUAGAGGCUAGUGCGUUUGCUUCAUGGGUUGGGUUGGCAAGGUACCCUAAAGACUGAGAACACCAGUGGGAUGACAUCAAUGCCCUGAACUUUCAUAUUCCCUCAGUCCUUCUUCCUGCAUUUGAUUUGUUGGCCUAAGGAAGGAGUUAGUGUCCGUGCUUAACUAUAGACUAGGCAGGGAUCCCUCUGGUUGGCAUAAAAAAGCCAGUGGAUGAAAUACAAACAUGGUUCAUUAUUUUUUUUAGUUGCCUGUUUUCUCAACAUUCGAAUUAAACAGUUUAUUUAAAAAAUAGAAUUGGAAAAAAAGAGGGAUACUUUUUGUUUCAGUUCUCCUACAUAAGAGCUUAAAUGACAUAGUCAUAUGUGAUUGGCUUUGUAUGAAAGUCCGUAAAUACAGCUGGCUGCUGGUGUGUCUCAGAUGCCCAAACUGUAAACUUUCACUUGAAUCAUUGCACUUGUUAGACACAUUUGGCUUUAAAUCCAGGCUAUUCAUUGUUAAAGUGGUAGCUGGGAAAAUCUGUAGGGUAAAUUUUCAGUAGAUUUUAAGUAUAUAAUUUGGAAGCAAAGCAUGGGAGUAAAAGACAAGGGCAAAGUAUAAACCUGUUUCUCAAAAGCUUGGUGCAAAUAAUGAGGUCAAAAGUGCCAAGAGCAAAAAAAACUGGAAACAACGUUUAUGUCUAUAUGUUCCCUCCUUAUAUAAACUGGCCCAUCCAUAUAAUGGCUUAAUGUGUGGCACAUGAGAAGAAUGAGUUAAAUCUCAGCCUGUUGACAUGGAAGGAUGUCCGUGAUAUAUUAUUAUGUAGGAAAAAGUUGAGAUGCAGAUUCCUAAGUAUAUCAUGAACUCAUUUCUUAGGAAAAAAGCAUACAUUUAUUAGGUAGGCAGUGGAUUUAAAGGGUGUGCAUUAGGGUUCUCUAGAGAAACACAACCAAUAGGUCUGUCCAGAAAGUAUCCAGCUAGCCAUGUUAUAUGAAAAAUAGACAUUUAUUGAAGAAGAAGAUACAAGAUAUAAGAAACAUUGUACACAGGACAGUGAUGUCUCACUCCAUUUCUUUUUAAAAAAAAAUAUUUAUUUUCAGAGAGAGGGGAAGGGAAGGAGAAAGCAUGGAAGAGAAACAUCAUUGUGUGGUUGCCUCUCAUCUGUCCCCCACUGGGAACUGGCCCACAACCCAGGCAUGUGCCCUGACUGGGAAUUGAACCGUGAUCCUUUGCUUCGCAGGCCUGGGCUCAAUCCACUGAGCUACACCAGCUAGGGCUCACUCCCAGGGCUCACUCCCUUUCAAAGUAGGCAUGUUGGGAAUCUCACACAGUUCUCGCAGCAUCUCUUCCACUGUUCAAAACACUCUGCAGAAUCCUUUGUUGGAAUCACCAUCAACUGCCCCAUUGUAUUUUCCUGAAUCUCAUCAACAGUCUCAAGUCUCUUCCCUUUCAAAGGUGAUUUUAGUUUUGGAAAAAGCCAGAAGUCACAGGGCACCAAAUCUGGGCUGUGGGGAGGCUGAGUUACUUGGGCGAUUUGAUAUUUUGCUAAAAACCUCUGCAUGUUAUGUGAUGCGUGAGCAGGCGUGUUAUGAUGAAGCUGCCAAUCACUAGUUGUCCAUAGCUGUGUCCAUUUUCAUCUUAUUGCAGAACAUUUAGGUAGUACUCCUUUUUGUUUGGCCUAGAGGGGCGUACUCAUGAUGGACAAUACCUUCCUGAUAAAAAAUCACAAUUAAUGUGGUCUUGAUCUUGCUGCAACCUUGCCAUGCCUUCUUCGGGUGUGGAGAACCAGGUGACUUUCAUUGUGAUGACUGGGCCUUUGUUUCUGGAUCAUAGCUGCAGACCCUUGAUGCAUUUCUGGUUGUGACCUUGAGGAAAUCUGGUUCAUGGGUAGCAAUUUGAAUGAAGUCAUUAGCAACUGCAACACAAUGUUCCUUCUGCUCUGAUAGAAGCCACAGAAUGAAUUUUGUCACAACACAUUUCAUGCAGAGAUCCCAUGUCAAAAUCUUGGACAUGGUAGUUUUUGGAAUCUCCAGAUCAGUUUCUAGUUCUUGCACUGUCCGUCACUGAUCUUUGUUGAUUACAGCCCAGACAUAUCAACAUUCUCAGGUGUUCUGCUUAUUGCAGACCUUCCAGAAUGUGGAUCACUUACAAUAGAUUGUUGAGCGUCUUUGAAGCAUUUGUACCACACUUUUAUUUGCACUGCACUUACUGCAUUGUCCCUAAAAGCCCUCCUCCUGGAGGAAUGUUUCAAGCUUAAUGGAAAUUUUGAUGCAAAUUUUGCUCUACUCACUUGGUUUUGCUCUACUCAGUUGUUCUACUCGCUUGGUCAUUUUGAAUGUGACAGCCACACAGUACUCAUGCUUACUCAAUGGUGUCUACCGCCCCCACUGACUAGUACAGUGAAGUUAUUGUUCACCUAUGUGCAUUCUAGUCCACUCUCCAUGGCUUCAAGGUUACAUUGAUGAAACCAUUUUUGUUUCAUAACAAACUAUUCUUGUUAUGUAAACAAUGGCUGGACUGUUACCAGAAAGACCUUGUGUAUGAUUCAUUUUAAGAAUAGGUUCCGGUGAUUGUGAGGGACUUGCUAAUAUGAACCUGUAGUUCAGUAGGGCAGGUUAACAGACUAGAAACUCAGGCAGGAUUUCUUUGUUACAGUCUUGAGUCAGAAUUCUUCUCUGGGGAACUUUGUUCCCCCCCCCCCCUUUAAGUCCUUUAAUUAGAUGAAGCCCACCCACAUUAUGGAGUAUAAUCUUAAAAUCAACUGAUAGCAAAUGUUAUUCAACAUCUAUAGAAUGCCUUUGUAUUAACAUCUGGACUAGUGUUUGCUGUGCAACUGGGCACUAUAGCCUGGCCAAGUUGAUACAAAAUUUAACCAUCACAGGGUGGAAAGAAUUAUUAAUACUUUCUUUAUGCAGAAUUAUGUUAUAUUGGUUCUAAAAGCUUAUAUUUUAUAAUUUAAAACAAAAUCUUAAAAACAAAAAAAGGAUGAUCUUGGAAUAUAGGUGUCCAAGUUAUGGUUAGUGGGGGGACAUGGGAGCUGAAGUAAAUAUAAUAUACUAU